Messenger RNA from Portunus trituberculatus (swimming crab), 1407 nucleotides. RefSeq lists its product as uncharacterized. The record is from RefSeq and is a predicted model, not a curated record. NCBI's taxonomy places the organism in Eukaryota, Metazoa, Arthropoda, Malacostraca, Decapoda, Portunidae. The coding region runs from base 627 to 1217 and encodes 196 amino acids. The transcript is spliced from 3 exons.
AAGAAAAGAAAUAGUUAUCCAUCUGGAAGAUUGUGUUGUUGAUAGAUGGAGCAUAUGUGAGUAAAGUAUUUUGUUUUCAGUCUUGUGAAUAUUUUGUGGAAUUUUGGUGAGAAAUAUUCAUCAACUCAUUUUGUUUUUUCUAUAGCAUGUAGUGUUAGUAUAGCAUGUUUUCUUAUUACGUGGGUAUGUCCUGGGACACCUUAUGCGCUUCAUAGUGAUUUUGACUAUACUACUUAAAGAUUCAUAGAAGUAGCAGUUUCAAACAUUGCAGAAUCCCUGUGCAAAAAGUGAUGCCCCAACUUUUCCGUGGAGGAGCUCUGGAUGCUCACUUCAGCAUUCAAAGUUAAGUGAGGUGGGAUAUUAUUGCUGGUCCUCACCAUUCUACCUCGCUGAAGGAGGAGGCAUGGAAGGCAGUGGCAGCCGAGGUCAACAUUAUCAGCCAUUUUGUCAGGAACAUAACUGAAAUAAAAAAGAAGUUUUAUGAUGCUAAAAGUGUUACCAAGAAAAAAAUUGGACAACUUCACAAAGAGUAUGCUGCUACAGGUGGUGGGCCAGGUACACUACCUAAGCUGACAAGUGCAGAGGAGGUAGUGGCACAUUUGCUGGAUCCCCAGGGAGUGAAGGGCAUGUCAAGGGACCAAGAGAUAGAGGAGGUGGUCACAGUUUUGGAUGAAGAGGGCAAUAUGGAACAAUACAUUUUGCCCAGUCACUCAGUAAAGCCUGCUUCUAUGACAAAGUUAUCCAUGCCAUUCUCACCUCAGCCAGGACCAAGCCAACAAAACCACCAUCUUCCAUCUUCUCAGCCAGAAGUGCAGCCUACAUCACUCCACUCUCUCCCUCAACAGCCCCCUCAAGUUACUAAGCAUGCAGAUACCAGCAAGUGUGAAACUCCUUUAUCAACACCAUCUCCUCAGGCUGGUCCCAGUUGGGAUGUAGCCCCAUUGCCAUCAUCCUCUCCUCCUAAAGCGGCUCUGCCUGCUGCUGGUCCAGGCAGGCGACGUAAUGGGAAGUUAGAUAAUAUGGCAAUUACUCCUCGCAUGCUGACAAUCCAAAACGGCAUUCUCAGUGAGAUGAGGAAUAUUGGAGCUUCAUUGGACAAGAUAGGUGAUCAGCUGGAAGUGAUGAAUUCCACCUUCAGUAGUCAUUUGAAGGCUAUGACUGGAGUGCUGCAAGUCAUAGCCAAUUCCUUGGUUGAAAGUGCUUACAAGGAAAAAUAAUUACAAGACCAUUUUGUAUGUAGAUCAUGUAUAUUGUCUUAGUCUUAAGUAUAUUUAUAGGUUAUCAACAUGUUACUUAUAAAAUAUUCAAAUACAAUAUUUAUUCUUUAUAAUUUUAUAAGUACAAUACUGUUAGUUUCUAAUUAUAUAUUAAGCUUAUAUUUUAGAUGAAAAUAGAUUUUCUAAUAAA